AUGACGACGGAUGGAUUGGAUUUGUCUUUCUCCCGCACUGUUAGUACUGGAGAUAAAUCUGUUGAGAGCCAUCAAACGUCCCCUGAUCACAAUGCAGAGCUGCAAAGAGAGAAGACGUCUGGCUCAGAGCGUUCUGGUGUCGACCAAAGAACGAACCGGGUCACAUCUCGCAUUCGUAGUCGAGAACCAAGCCGCCCCUUUACACAUACAUUUUCGCACACGAAGACAAGCACUGAGAUGUUGGUGGAUUUCGAUGGUCCUGACGACCCAUACAAUCCGAUGAAUUGGUGCAUGAAGAAAAAAGUCAUGACCACAAUCCUCUAUGGUCUCACUACAAUGGGUGCUCCAUGGGCGAGCUCAAUCUAUUCAACGGGCCAGACGGAGAUCAAUGAAGAAUUUCACGUGUCAAAUGAAGUCUCCACACUUGGCACUUCUUUGUUGCUAUUCGGACUCGGGGUAGGGCCACUACUUUGGGCGCCGCUCUCGGAGGUUUACGGACGCAAGCCAGCUGUUCUUGCACCUUAUUUUGUGGCGGCGAUACUUUCAUUCGGGACGGCAAUUGCCAAAGAUCUGCAGACCAUCAUGAUAACCCGCUUCUUCGCCGGCUUCUUUGGAUCUGCCCCUGUCACAAAUACUGGUGGGGUCCUUGGUGACAUCUGGACGCCAGAACAGCGUGGUGUGGCUAUUGUAGGAUAUGCCAUGGCAGUUUUUGGUGGUCCUGUCUUGGGUCCCAUCGUAGGCGGUGCAAUUUCACAAAGUUAUCUUGGCUGGCGCUGGACCGAAUACCUGACAGGCAUCAUGAUGCUUACCUUCCUCAUCUUAGACGUGAUAUUUCUCGACGAGAGCUACCCCCCUGUUCUCUUGGUCCGCAAGGCACGUCGGUUGCGUUUGAUGACUGGCAACUGGGCUCUUCAUGCUCGUCAUGAGGAAUGGGAUGUUUCGUGGAAGGAGUUUGGGAAGAAGUAUCUUGUACGGCCUUUUCAGCUCCUUGCAACCCCGAUAUGCUUUCUGAUCGCCCUCUAUGCCUCAUUUGUCUACGGGAUCCUCUAUCUUAGUCUAGCCGCGUUCCCUAUUGUAUUUCAAGAGGGCAGGGGAUGGAACGAGGUUGUGGGCGCUCUACCAUUUUUGGCUUAUUUGAUUGGGAUACUCUUCGGUGCUUGUGUCAAUAUAAGCAACCAAGUAUUCUACCUCAAACGAGUGAAAGCUAAUAACAACCGACCUGUUCCGGAAGCUCGUUUACCACCGAUGAUGAUUGGGUCCGUCUUCUUUGCAGCAGGGUUGUUUGUCUUUGGUUGGACAAGCCCGGCGCACAUUCCUUGGAUCGCCCCCAACAUUGGUGCCGUGAUGAUGGGCUUUGGUUUCUUCACGGUCCUCCAGUCAUCGUUGAAUUAUCUCAUCGAUACGUUCCAGACCACGGCCGCAAGUGCUGUGGCGGCAAACACUUUUUUGCGCUCAAUCUUCGCGGGCUGCUUUCCGCUCUUCACCAAUGCCAUGUUUCACAACCUCGGUGUUCCUUGGGCCUCGAGCGUAUUGGGCUUCAUAUCUGUCGCUCUCAUUCCCAUUCCAUAUUUGUUCUACAUCUACGGGAAGAAAAUUAGGUCGAGGGGGGAAUGGUCUAAGCAGUCCAUUUGA
Penicillium manginii is the source of this 1632-nucleotide messenger RNA. RefSeq names its product MFS transporter. The coding region runs from base 1 to 1632 and encodes 543 amino acids. NCBI's taxonomy places the organism in Eukaryota, Fungi, Ascomycota, Eurotiomycetes, Eurotiales, Aspergillaceae. The transcript is spliced from 3 exons. The record is from RefSeq and is a predicted model, not a curated record. Gene Ontology annotation, molecular function: transmembrane transporter activity. Gene Ontology annotation, biological process: transmembrane transport.